CAGUCCUCUUCCAACUUCUAUCGUGAGCGGAUGUUUUGCCGCACAGCAAACAGUGCCGAGAUAAAAAGUUGACUUUUUGUAUAAAAAAUCGUGUUGUGACUUUUUGAAAUCCAGUCUGGACUUUGGAUUUUUAUUUCUUUAACCACAUCGACAUACCCAAUGAUUCAGUUGUAAAGCUCCUGCUAACUGCGUCCCAUAAUGAGGUGUUUGUGAUCUUCUUACAUUGGGCGUGAUCGGCGCCAGCAUACAAGAUGACAUCAGAGAGGGCAAUCCCGCAUUUGCGUGACAUCUUCGGUCUGAACCAGCAGUACGAUGGAAAGGCUUAUGACGAUAAUGAGGAUAAAACCAAAAAGUCGGUUAAAAAGAAGAAAGAGGACUACCGCACCUACUCUAAUGGUGACGUAAAAACACUAGAGAGACACCUCAGCAUGAAAAAGACCAUACGAAAAAAGAUUAUGCGCGAUCUGCAACAGGCGUUCGUUGAAGACCCUAAUGAGUUUAAGGUCGAGAAUACGAGUCCUGAAAAGUUGAAAGCGGAACUCAGUGCGGAAGCUGUAAAAAUCGAAAAGAAUGUGCGGAAGAAUGAUCCAACUUUCUUAGACAUGCUUCGAGGCGAAACCAGAGGAGAGGAAACGAGGGAAGAGCAGCCGCCGGCAGAGAAGACUAGCUUCUGGCGGCGUCUUACCAUGAAAAACAAGAACAAAAGAUAAUUUAUUUAUGGACGCCUAUUACACUUUACUCCGUUUUUAUAAAUCUACUAUUCUUAAACGUUGACUUUGUCGUAACUUCUUUGUUGUAUUCAACCACGAUUUUCUGGAAACGAUAAAAAAAACCUUUGUUAUCUCUGUCCGGCUUAUGGCAACUAUCUUAAGGUUUUUAUCUGCGGUAUUUUGGACUUGAGAUUAAAUAAGUAAAACGAUGCCAAAUAUGACAAAAUGUAUUGAAGUUGAAAAUAGUGAAACGAAUCUUAAUUAAUUGCUAGUAUUCUUGGUACAUUACAUGAGAUAAUUAAUCAUAAUAUUUUGUUUUGAUGUUAGGUAGAUAAUAUUUCCUUCAAUAAUGAAUUACUUAUCAAAUACUUUUAUUUGAUAAGAGUUUACUUAAUAAGGACAAUGUUUAUUUAGGUUGAAGUUAUAUCUUCGUAUUCUAAAUUACAUGGGAUUCUACCAGAUCAAAUAUUGUCUUUAAGCGCUUAAGAGCGUCUUCGACGGCACCGAUCUUUAAGUCUAAUGGACUUUUUAUUAUUUUAAAACCACAAAAGUUAAAUCAAAACUGAUAUAGCAAUAUAUAAAGUAAUAACAAAGUUAGGUUUUUUAUCUUUUGAAUGGAAAAUCAAUCUCGCAUUAACUUAAAGCCGUUUUGAGCUGAUAACUCAGUCGGACAGAGCAACACUUGAACAUAUAUGUAUGUAUAUAUGUAGAUUUCACAUUUGCACAUAAAGGAGUUAUAUAAUAAAAAUAAACGGAACUUUUUUUAUAAUGCUGACGUUAUCAACAAAAGUCAUUUAUUUUGGAUGUAAGCCUAUUUAUCUUCUAAAUAUCGGUUCUUAACAAAGAAAAAAAAUUGGUGCGUUUUAUUAAAAUAAAUAAAAUGUUAAUUAUAUUACAUUAUAUCUGUAAAAUAAACAUGUCUAUUACGUAGAUUUAUUAAGUAAAUAAAUAUUGGCUCGUUUGCCCAUUUUAUAUCGAUAUAAGAUAAUUUUAUAUGAAUAACAUUAUACAAUGUAUUCGGUUUAAUUAUGAACGUACACGUUUACUCUAAAUAUCAAUAAAAACAAAAUAAAAUCUGGUAUCAAAUGUUUGUCAUGUUUAAGUUCAGGAUAAGAGUAGUAUUCAAUUUCGACCUCGGAGUAAAAUGAAGACUGUUUUUCAAAUAGUGUACAUUAUAAAUUAGUUUCAUAUCCAUAAUGUUUACAUAUUGUCAUUUUUAAAACAUAAUUUCUAAUUUCUGCUCUAGUAUUUAAUCUUUUUACAUCUGUUGUAUCUAUUUACAUGUAACAACUAUCGCAUAAUAUUUGUAAGGCGCUUAUUUUUUAAAUCAAAGUAACAUGCUAAGGUUUUAAGACCUAUCCUUAGUAACGGAGUAAUGUGAAGAAUAUUAUCGGCCAUUGUUACUUAUUAUAAAAAAUGAAAUCUCAUUCUACAUGUGAUGUAAAAUUAAGUCUUAUAAUUUACGUAGGUUUAAGUAUUUCUUAAGUGGUAUAAUUAUGUGAGGUAGUACGGCAAUUCCUUGUUGUGACAGUUUAUAACUAUAAUGCAAUAUAAAAUUUUACACAUUU
Messenger RNA from Vanessa tameamea, 2278 nucleotides. RefSeq lists its product as uncharacterized. NCBI's taxonomy places the organism in Eukaryota, Metazoa, Arthropoda, Insecta, Lepidoptera, Nymphalidae. The coding region runs from base 252 to 710 and encodes 152 amino acids. The record is from RefSeq and is a predicted model, not a curated record. The transcript is spliced from 3 exons.